GGAGAGUUUGGCCAUGAUUGAUGCCAUUCAACGCCUUGGCAUCGACCACCAUUUCCAUAAUCAGAUAGAACAGGUUCUUGGAAAGCAUAAUAUGAUCCUAUGUAGCAAAGAUGGUUAUCAAGGCCAGCAUCUUCAUGAGGUUGCUUUGCGCUUUCGCCUACUCAGACAACAAGGUUACCAUGUGCCAGCAGAUAUGUUUAAGGAGUUCAAAGAUAAUAGAGGAAGGUUUAACCAAGAACUAAGUGAGAACAUUGCAGGCUUGAUGGAAUUAUAUGAAGCUUCACACCUAAGCAUAGAGGGAGAAGAUAUACUUGAUGAAGCUGGAGAAUUCAGUGCUCAUCACCUCAAAGCAUGUCUAGAACAUCUUGACUAUUCACAGGCCAAGGUGGUGCAGAAUAAACUGGACUAUCCCUAUAGCAGAAGCGUAUUGAGAAUCAAGGCGAUGUCCUCAUUAAUGAUCCUUAGUGAUUUCCAAGGAAGGGAGUGGAUAAAUCUCCUACUAGACAUAGCCAAAAUGGAUUUCAAUAUGGUCCAGUCCUUGCACCAAAAGGAAAUACUUCAAGUUACCAAGUGGUGGAAGGAUCUCGGCUUGAGGAAGGAGCUACCGUUGGCUAGGGACCAAAGCACAAAAUGGUAUUUAGAAUCUCUGGCAUGCCUCAAUGAUCCAAGCUUGUCAGAGGAAAGGAUUGUGCUCGCAAAAACUAUUUCACUAAUUUUCAUAAUUGAUGACAUCUUUGAUCUUUACGGGACACUUGAUGAACUCACUCUAUUCACACAAGUUGUCAACAGGUAUCAAUCAACCUACACAUGAGAUAUUAUACACUUAGUUAUAGACAUACUCUCUCUCUAAAUUUUUUAGUAGAGUUAGUUUGACUUUUUGAUCUUUAAUAUAUGAAUUUUAGAUAA
Rubroshorea leprosula is the source of this 906-nucleotide messenger RNA. Lineage: Eukaryota; Viridiplantae; Streptophyta; Magnoliopsida; Malvales; Dipterocarpaceae. The record is from the annotation of a GenBank genome assembly.